This is a messenger RNA of Myripristis murdjan (pinecone soldierfish), 2180 nucleotides long. RefSeq names its product chromosome 4 C1orf210 homolog (gene c4h1orf210). The transcript is spliced from 4 exons. NCBI's taxonomy places the organism in Eukaryota, Metazoa, Chordata, Actinopteri, Holocentriformes, Holocentridae. The record is from RefSeq and is a predicted model, not a curated record. The coding region runs from base 747 to 1205 and encodes 152 amino acids.
CACACCUCUUUCAACCUUUGCACAUCGUGACUCCAUUUCACAGACAAAACAAAUCUAGGUAAUGCUGCAGUGAAAUGUGAGUUCUGAGAGAGAGAGAGAGUGAAGCAGCUGAAGCCAGAGAGGUCUGCAGGGACAUGAGAACAGAUGCUCAUUUGACUGCAGCAAGAGGAUUGUGAGUUACAUAUCAUCCCUUACAUGGGCGAAUAAUGUCACCACCCUUGACUUGUCACUGAACCAAACAGCACCAUCACUCAACCUUGCCACCUAGUGGAGCUCUGGAGGUUUGACCCCCAUGUGGUCAAGAUAAAUCUCCCAGACAACUACCUCCCCCAGCUGGGAAAAGACCUGCUCUGCACUGCUAGUCAAUCCCCAUUCACAUUUUGCCCAAGGACAACAUUACGCCAAACCAGUUUGAGCAUUACUAACUGUUGGAUGUGAAGGAAAUAAAAUGUCCACCCCAGCCUGAAUUACAGGAAUUCAAGAACUCGUUUCAGUGCCAGCUGGAGCUUGUGGAGCGAGCCAGCGGUUAACCGGGUCAAAGAGACUGUAUUUGGGUGACAAACCAUGGUACUGUACUUCCCACACACUGACUUUCUGUUUUCAGCUGGGAACUUGCAUGCACCCAUGAUCCAUGGUUUCUUGGAGUGAAUGGUGCCCCUGUUGAAGAGACACGUCUCCUCCAAAAACAGAGUGAGCCACACAGAAGAAGUCAUCCCCUCAAAAUAGAUUACCCAAACAAGAGCCAGAUGGAAUCAUCAUCAAAUGACACACUUCCUGCAACUAUCCGUACAACAACCCAAAAUGACACGCUGAGCCAGCCAAGCAAACCCACCAGCCAAAACUGGGAGUUCCUGGUGGCCGUCCUGGUUACAGCCAUCUCCAUCUCCAUCCUCAUCGCCCUCCUGGCUAAAUGCCAGGUGGUUCGACGCUACCUGGCCAGCUACAGGCACACCCGGCUGAGGGAGGGAGACAACAUUAGCCAAUGUGAUCCCUCGGGCAUGGAUGUGGAAUUUGCCAUGCAUCAGGGAUGUGGAAUGAACCCCCACUCUAUCCCGCAUAUGAGUGAGGAUGAUGAUGAUGGCUUCAUUGAGGAUAACUACAUCCAGCCCAGUGAGAGAGAGAGGGCUGAGAGAGCAGCAGAGGACAUGGGGGACACUGAGGAAGAGGACGAAGAAAUGGAUGAUGAUGAAUUCACCAUCGCUUAGGGGGGAGUCCCAUAUGUUACCACUGGCUUCGUAUUGUUUGUCUGCUCUGGCCCUGUGAAUCACCAGUUAUCCACUCCUACUUUUUAAAAUUUCCUUCUUAAGUUAAAUGCAAAUUAUGGAUGGAGAGAUGUCAGUUGGGAAAUUGGUGGAAAAUUUGAAACUUUCCAAAAAGCGGCUAAGUUUAAGAAAAGGAAAGACAUUUGAAAGUCAGUGCUCAGAACCAAAUGUUAUGGCAAAGUAGCACUGAUAACUUCAAGCAACAUGGAUUAUUAUGGAAAUAGUUCUCAAGGUGCAGUCUGAAGACCGCUCAAAGUCCUUGAAAGAUUUUUUUUUUUUUUUUUUUAGGAAAAGGAAUAAAAUUAAUUUUGCACUUGUUUCAUUUAGUUGGCAGCACAGAAGAGUAAUAAUUUUAGAUUACACUAUUUCCCCAGUUCUACAUAAGUAAUAAAGUGAUAAAGUUUCUGCUAGAGAAGCAGCAAAAUUUGGAGGGGACAAAAAUAAAAAAUAAAUAAAUGAAUGUGGUCUUCAGCAAAAUGCAUGUCUGGCUGAGGAUAUCUGGUCAAGUGCUUAUUGAUCUGCCAGCCCAAAACAGAAGAAAAACACUCUGAGUUUCGUUUGUGGAGGGGUACCCCACAGUGUAUGAAAUGAAAACAUGAGAACUGUCAGUAAUCCAACAUGUCAUUUUGUACUGUCAUUUGUUGCCAGUGAUAUCUAAUCAAACCUGUGAGUAGUCAUGAAUGUAUGCGAUUCUAUACAAAUUAUGUGCUAUAAUUAAAUAAGCGGAUAAGAUUGUUUGCUCUUUGUAUUGACAAAAAUCUCAUUUAACCUUGGUCAAUGAUAUCAGCAAUGUGCAGUGCAGAUUAACACAGUGCCAAACAUUCAUCUGUGCAUUCAUCUGUUCAGUUUGCUGUAAGAUUUUCCAGUUUUUCAUGUUGUGGAAGAAGGUUAAAAGUGCAGGAAGAAUGUUAUAAGUGU